Messenger RNA from Xiphias gladius (swordfish), 4470 nucleotides. RefSeq names its product aftiphilin-like. Gene Ontology annotation, molecular function: clathrin binding. Gene Ontology annotation, cellular component: AP-1 adaptor complex; trans-Golgi network membrane. Lineage: Eukaryota; Metazoa; Chordata; Actinopteri; Istiophoriformes; Xiphiidae. Gene Ontology annotation, biological process: intracellular transport. The record is from RefSeq and is a predicted model, not a curated record.
CCGCCUCGCGGUGCAUGCUGGGAGACUGAGGCAGAGCAGCAGUGGCAGCAGCAGCGGGAGGCUGACUCAACCUUUACUUCUGCUUUACUUCCAGCCGUUCUACCCUGUGCAGCCGGCUCCAUCUGACAAUCUGCGGACAGUACUUGCUUUAACCGAGUCAUGGACAUCAGUGGACGACAUCUCACGAUGUGAAACAAUGGUCGAAUUAAGAGGCUCAGCAGUGGAGCAGACAGACCAGUGCAAACACAAAGAUCGGGCUAUUGGAGCUCAUCCAGGAACUUUACAGGAGGAAACAGGUGUAGCCAGGAGGAUUCGUUGAUUGCCAGAGAAUCAUGGAGCCAGAUGUGAUCCGCAUGUACUCCUCCUCCCCGCCGCCAAUGGAGGACGGUGCAGAGGAAGAGGAGGACGAGUUCGGAGACUUCGGCACCUUCUCUGGCGUCCCAAACAGCAUCAGCUUCACAGACUUCGACACACCGACCACUUUUAACCAGACCCAAGCUUUGACCGCCACCUCCCCACCGGAGCUCAUUAACAACAGAAGGGCGAUAGGAUUCAGCCACAGCUCCUCUAAUGGCACCCACAGCCCCAGUAAUGAGCUGGCUAAGGCUAAUGGCGUCCUGCCAGCGAGCCACCUGGGCAGCAGCCCCUCAGAAAGAACUGAGAUGAAAAGGGUCCUCACCAGCUCCCUGGAUUUCUCGGUGAGCGACACGGCUGGCGACGAGCUCGCCGAUUGCAACCGUGGAGGCACAGAGGUGCUGACAAAUGGGUUUGUAACUUUUGACGUUCAGGGAAGCCCUUCCUCGCAGAAUUCUGUCCACUCUCAUGUAAAAGGAUUGUCCACCGAGGACAUGGGCGGCGUCCCUGUCUGCAACCCAGAGGACGAUUUUGCAGACUUUGCUGCUUUUUCCAAUGCUGAAGGACACCUUAGCCAGACGGCAAAAGAGGACGUGGACAAUCCCACGGGGGGUAGCUGGCCGGCGGAGAAUUCCUGCCACGACGAGCGCUGUAAUAUAGAGCAGGGAACGACUUCAGAGGACAAUGUCAGGGACCCAAACAGAACUGGACCCGACACAUGUGGCUCCGAUUCCAUAUCUGUUCCCACUGAGGCCCCGGACAGCUCGUGCGACACGGACUGGGGCUCUCGCACAGAUGCUGGCACUCAACAAAGGGAUGUAGCCUUUGCAGAGGAGCACUCCGCCGCGGAGGCAGUUUGCACUAACAAACCCUUAACUCUGAACGGGGUGGAUGUAGCCGACAGGGACGAAUCCAAAGAUGACGGGAGAUGCGGUGAAAACGACCGCUCACCUGACGCAGCUGCAGACAGUGAGGCGGCACAGUCGGACGGGAAGGGGAAUGAGACUGAGACCGAGACGGAGACGGAGACGUCUUUCGGCCGACCGCUGUCGACGGACGCUCUAGAGGAGUACGGUGACAUGAGCACCACAGGCUCGGUGCCCUCUCCGCCCCUGCAAGGGGAUACCGCUACGCCCGCCGACCACAGCCAGCUGGCAGAGGACGACGAGGACGAGGACUUUGGGGACUUUGGAGACGCCGGGUCGUUUGGCGGUCAGGGCUUUGCCGAUUUUGAGCAGCUGGAGGUCCAGCAGGAGGAGAGCCGUGUGACCUGCUCUGCUCCUGCCCAGGCAGCUACAAACACUGAGGGGGAUGACGGCUUGACUUCCCCUCCCCCAAUUCAACACACAAAUGGAAAAUGAGGGACAGGAUGAGGGAGGUGCACAGACUUCUUCCCUGUCAGUUUUGGGAACUUCAGCUCCGCUCUGCUGGAGGCACAAGAAGAAGGUGAGGCGGAGGCAGGGGCGCGCAGAGCAGCAGCAGCAGCAGCAGGCAGCAGAGGAGGGGUCCCGGCGGCGGGCCUUGCGGACAGGCGUCGCUCUCCUCCUGCGGACGACAGGGAGGAGGAGGAGGAGGAGGCGGAAGAAGAAGCGGGGGAGGAGUGGCAUGAAAGUGAACCUCCUGCAGUCAGCGAGGACACCGGCAGGACAGACAGAGAGGCGGCGUCACUGUUGAGUCGCCUGGAGAAACUGUUUCGGAACAGCUUCCCUCAGACUGCCGCCCCCCCUGUGGAGGACGAGGUAGUGUCCCUAAAGAUCCUGCUGGAGCCUCCGGGGGACAAACCACAGCCGGGAGCUGAGCAGGAGAAGAGGUCGCCAUGCAACAGGUCCCUGUGUGGCGGUGUGUGGACUCAGCUUCAGGACAUCCACGAGGCGUUCGGCCUCAGAUACCAGUGGGGGGGCUCCUACUGUAACAAAGCACUACUCUGCUGCCUGGGCAUCGACACCAGAAACAUUCUGUUCACGGGACAGAAGAAGCAGCCGGUCAUCGUGCCUAUGUUCGCCGCCAGCCUGGGGAUGCUGGAACCAACCAAAGAGCCUGUGAAGCCCGUCUCAGCGGCAGAGAUGAUCGCUUCGAUAGCCCAGGCGCCUCCAGUGGCUCCAGAGAAAAGCUCCUGUCCCUCAGACACAGUCCAGGAGGCGCUCCCACCCGUCCAGUUCGACUGGAGCAGCAGUGGCCUUACAAACCCCCUGGACGCGAGCGGAGGCUCGUCUCUCUUAAACCUGGAUUUCUUUGGUCCUGUGGAGGAUUCAGGCUCCACCAGCUCACCGUCCAUCCCAGGCGUGGACCCCGAGUUGUACGAGCUGACGACGGCCAAGCUGGACCCCGGAAGCUCCGGCAGCCGGAUGGCGGACGCUUUCGCACGCCUUAUGUCCACCAUGGAGAAGACCAGCACCUCCACCAGGAAGCCAAGGAAAGACGAGAACCUGAGCGAGGAGGCGGCCAAAGUGAUCGCAGGUCUGCCCGACCUUUCCUUCAUGCAGGCCAAGGUGCUGAUGUUUCCCGCCACGCUGACGCCGCUCAGCUCCCAGGCCACGUCGGACUGAAGCCCCGCUCCCCACUGACCCCGCACCUGACAGCUCCCUUCCCGGGCCCCGCCCACAUUUGUCAUUUGCCCCCGCCCACUGACUCAGUCCAUUUUAUCAAGUUCUCAUCUUUUUUUGUUCUCUUGCUGCGUCAUAGCGCCUCCCUCCCUUUCAUACAUAUUUUUUUAAGAUUUGCGCUUUUGUUUUUUGACUUAUAACUUUUCAAAAUAAAGCUCAGCAUUUAUCAUCAGGGGAACAGCUCGGAGCGCUUGGCCGGCGACCUGCACAUUUAACGGAGUAGGAGAUCAGAUCAUUCAUUUAUAGAGGAAGGUUUAGAAGUGUGUGCUGUUGAUAUCUAGAAGAAUCAUCGUGUAUAUAAUCAGGGAUUAAAUGUUUAUUUUCCCUUUGUGUUUUUUAGAUUCUGAAUGAUUUUUGGAGGAAGAUUUUAUGUCUCUGGUGGGAGUGUGUUUAUGUCUGUGAAGGAAACACUGGCUGAAGCUCUUUGAAUCAAAUUGAAGUUGAACACUAUAUAUAUCUAUAUCUAUAUCUAUCUAUAUCUAUAUAUAGAUAUAGAUAUCUAUAUAUAUCUAUAUAGAUAGAGAUAUAUAGAUAUAUAUCUAUAUAUAUACAGAUAUAAAACAUAUAUAAAACCUAUAUAUUUAUCAACUUGAAACCACACUGCCUGCGAAAUCCAGCUGAAUGUUUCGUCCCCUUGUGUUGAAAGGCCUUCGUUUUUACCUUCAGUCAGUAGAUUUUAACCUGAUUUUCUUUAACCCACAGUGUCCACACCAUCUUUGUCUUUUUUUGUAAUUUAACGUAGCUUUUUAACAUAAAUUAUGUCCAACCCCCCACAGUUGCUGCAGUCCAUCCUGCAUCUGUAGAACACAGGAGGACUGAUGUUUUUAUUCUUUCGUAUGGGAAACUUCCACCGACCGAACGCUGGUAAAUCCGCCGAGUUGAUGUGUUCUCAGUUGUCCUUUGGAGCUUUUAUUUCUAUUCCACGUUGGAACAUUUUCCAGAUGUUGGUGGAUGAGAACAACUUUCCUUCCUUGCUUGUGUCCAAUGUCUUACUGUUAAUUUUUGUUUUCUGGGGGUUAAAAAUGGGACAUUUUGGUUAGAACCACUGAAACUCUGAAAGUUUAUCAGCAGUGAAGGUUAACUCACAUCAGAAGGGAAUUAAGGGACCAAUUUCUGCAUCCAUGUCUUGGGUUAUGUACACUGUUCCUGAUAUGAAGUGCUUUUUGUUGUUGCGGCUCUUAUUUUCUCAUGCGAUAUUUUUUGUUUUGGGUUUUGUUGGUUUUUGGCUCAUACUACUGUCAGCCCCGUCUCCCAGGAGGAUUUUGCACAUUGUAAAGAUGAAAUGGAUGUAAUCAUAGUUCACUGUGGCUUUAGACUGUGUACAGUUAAACUAUGGACUGUAAAAUGUACGGGAAAAUUCCUAUGGAAAAAAACUGAAUCACUUGAAGAGCCUGUCAAAAGGUUAUCGUGCAUGCCCAGGUUCUUUUGAGACUAUAAGUGUGUAAAUUUUACUUUUAGUGUACACAAGAAAUUAAAAUAAUUUAAGAGAAAACAUGAUGAUCUCUGCUUGUUU